GCGGUCGGCUGGUCGAUUCCGGGAGAGCUGGUGAUUCCCCGCAGCUGCCAUGAGCAAGCGGAACCAGGUGUGCUACGUGAGGCCGGCCGAGCCGGCGUUCCUGGCCCGCUUCAAGGAGCGGGUCGGCUACAGGGAAGGGCCCACCGUGGAGACCAAGAGCAUCCAGCCUCAGCUGCCUGAGGAGGAUGGUGAGCACAGUGACAAGGAAGACGAACAGCCCCAGGUGGUGGUUUUGAAAAAGGGGGACCUGUCCGUGGAAGAGGUCAUGAAAAUCAAGGCGGAAAUCAAGGCUGCCAAAGCAGAUGAAGAGCCCCCUCCUGCCGACGGGAGAAUCAUGUACCGAAAGCCUGUUAAGCGUCCCUCGGAUGAAAAGUACUCCGGUUUAACGGCCAGUUCCAAAAAGAAGGCACCAGAUGACGGAAUCAGCAAACAGGACUCAGUCAAAAAGAACUCACAAAAGCAAAUCAAAAACAGUAGCCUCCUCUCUUUUGGCAAUGAAGAGGAAAACGAGUAAGCAUUUGGGCCCAGACGCCCUUGAGGUGCUUUUAAAAUAACUUUUUUUCCCCUAUCACAAAGUUACUAGAAAACAUGGGAAACAUUUUCAAAAACUAUAUCCAUUAAUAUACUUCUGCCUGAAAUGCCGGCUCUGCGGACGCCAACUCCUACCAAUGUUUUGUUACUCUCUGCUUCCUUAUGUGUGUAUAUGUUGAUAUGUGAAUUCUGGUUUUUAAACAAAAUCAAGGAGGUAUUAUAUAUGUUCUCUCUCUGGCUUCUCAUUUAACAUUACAUUGUGA
Ochotona curzoniae (black-lipped pika) is the source of this 794-nucleotide messenger RNA. RefSeq names its product KIAA1143 ortholog. Lineage: Eukaryota; Metazoa; Chordata; Mammalia; Lagomorpha; Ochotonidae. The transcript is spliced from 3 exons. Bases 50 to 514 code for a protein of 154 amino acids. The record is from RefSeq and is a predicted model, not a curated record.